AUGCCAGCAGCAGCCAUAGCCGUGUGGCCUGUGUGUAUACGUGAAACGAGUGCAAUAGCGCAUUUCGAACUCCGAAUUCGAGUCCGAAACGAGGCCGAACUCAAAACAAACUCAAAUGUCGGCUCAAGGCGACGGAAGUGGCGGGGGCAGCGCCCCCCAACGGGCGGCGGCGCCAGCGGUAAUUCCACAGCGGAAGGUGGCAGCGCGGGAGCUGGAGCCUCCAGUGGCCAGGCCAGCGUCGUGGUAAGCAACGGUGGCAAUGGCGGUGGAGGCGGUGGCGACGGCGGCAGCAACAGCAACAAGAGCCAGCUGCCGCUAACGCCUCGCUUCACCGCCGAGGAGAAGGAGGUGCUCUACACCCUGUUCCACCUGCACGAGGAGGUCAUCGACAUCAAGCACCGGAAGAAGCAGCGCAACAAGUACUCCGUCCGGGAAACCUGGGACAAGAUCGUUUCCGACUUUAAUUCCCACCCGCAUGUCAGCGCCUUGCGCAAUGUCAAACAGAUCCAGAAGUUCUGGCUCAACUCCAGACUCCGCAAGCAGUAUCCCUACCGAGACGGCGGCUCCACCAAUCUCAGCUCUGGCAGUGCCAAGAUGGGCACCGUUUCCCUGUCCGUCUCGACGACGGUGACCCAGCAGCAGCAGCAACAACAGCAGCAGCAUCACCAGCACGACGGCGUCAAGGUGGAGCCGGAGUACCAGAUCAGCCCCGACACCUCCGAGCACAAUCCACAGACGGACAACUUCGACGAGAUCGAGAUGGACGCCAACGAUGUGAGCGAAAUGGAUGACGAUCCCAUGGAUCAGCAGCAGCAGCAGCAGCAGGAGGCGCAAGCCCAGGCUCAGGCUCAAGCCCAGGCCCAGCAGCAGCAAUCCGCUGCCGCCGCCGUCGAGAUGCAAAAGAUGCAGCAGGUGAGCGCCGCGGCGGCAGCAGUUGCGGCGGCGGCCAAUGCCAACAUGCUCAACAAUCACCAAAUCAAUGUGGAUCAAAUCAGUGCCGAGAAGCUCACCCUCAACGAUCUGCUGCACUUCAAGUCGGCGCGGCCCCGGGAGGAGAUCAUUCUGCAGAUCAAGCAUCCCGCCGAGGCAACCGCCACCCAGAUCCACACGAUACCCUCCCAGGCGCAGCAGCACACGAUGGCCACCAUCACCGCCGGCGGCUACAACCAGCAGAUCAUCAGCGAGAUCAAGCCACAACAGAUCACGCUGGCCCAAUACCAGGCCCAGCAGCAACAGCAGGCUCAAGCGCAAGCUCAGGCUCAAGCUCAAGCUCAGGCUCAAGCUCAGGCUCAAGCCCAGGCUCAAGCUCAGGCCCAGGCCCAGGCACAGGCUCAGCAGCUUGCCCAGCAACAGCUAGCGGCCGCUCAGCAGCAGCAACUGGCUGCCGCCGUCCAGGUGCAUCACCAGCAGCAGCAGCAAGCAGCCGCCGCCGUUGUGGUCCAACAGCAGCAACAGGCGGCCGCUGCUCAGCAGCAGGCGCAACAACAGGCAGCAGCGGCCGCGGCGGCUGUUAAGAUGCAACUCACCGCCGCCACGCCCACCUUUACGUUCAGCGCCCUGCCCACAGUGACGGCAACGGCGGCGACUACAGUGCCAACUGCUGUUCCUGUGCCCGUGGCCACAGCCUCGGCUGCGGCCAAUUCGGGAGCGUUAAACUCAUCAACGAGCGGUGCCAACAACACCUCUUCGGUGAGCAACAACACCAGUCUGGGAGGUGUCAAUGGGACAAAUACCUCCUCGGCGGCAGCGGAUAACUUUGAGGAGCGGAUGAACUACUUCAAGAUCCGAGAGGCUGAGCUGCGGUGCAAGGAGCAGCAGCUGGCCACGGAGGCCAAGCGAAUUGAGCUGAACAAGGCGCAGGAUGAGCUCAAAUAUAUGCGAGAGGUGCAUCGAUUGCGGGUCGAGGAGCUCAAAAUGAAGAUACGCAUCCUGCAGAAGGAGGAGGAGCAGCUACGAAAAUGCUCCAACUCAUGAGACCUGGAGGACAUUAGCGAUGUCGAAGAUGACGACGAGGAGGAUGAGGAGGAGACGGAUGCCUACUUGGACCGUUUCACCACUGGGGGAUUUUAGUUCUAAUAGUUUUAGGACUACAACUGCUACCUUUCCACACACCCCACACCCAACUCCCAGCUCCCAGAGUCUGUCUCAGUCCCAGUUCCUGGUUCCCCACAUCCCACCUCUCGAGUCCCCUCUUCCGUUUUCCUUUUUUUUUGUUUACUUAGGUUCCCUUUUUAAAUUUUCACAGGGGCGGGGGGCUGCGGUGGGCGUUUAGUCUGCCGCUGGUCAGGAUUACUGACGAAGCCAUCACUAAUUGUAAAUCGCAAUCAAUCAAUCACACAACACACACAACAAACACACACACACACACAUAAUACA
Molecule: messenger RNA, 2376 nt
Organism: Drosophila serrata
Lineage: Eukaryota; Metazoa; Arthropoda; Insecta; Diptera; Drosophilidae
Gene: z
Product: regulatory protein zeste
Source: RefSeq, a predicted model, not a curated record